GUCACAUGUCAGCGUGUCAUGUGAUUAAUGAAUUGACAGUUAGAAAUUAGCCUCAGACAAUUGUUGCUUUGUGCUUCUAAAGAUGCAUUAAAGAAGACACACUUUAUCCGUUUGGACGUGUUUAACCGGACCUACGAGGUUUAAGAAGAGUAUGCAGCACAGUCAUCUUUGUUGACAACGGCUUAACUGACUAAAGAAUCUGCUAAUGAUGACUCUGCAGAUGGGGAUCGUGUGCCUGGUUCUUCUGGGCCUGAGCGCAGCGCUGGUUUGUCCGGAUGGAGGCAUGUGUGCAGACAAGAACACCUGCUGCGAGAACAACCAGGGAGGAUACAGCUGCUGUCCGCUGCCACAUGCCGAAUGUUGUUCAGACCACCUCCACUGCUGCUACGAGGGAACCGUGUGCGAUCUGGUUCAUGAGAAAUGUGUUAAUAAAACCGUUUCCCUGCCGUGGAUGAGGCGACUCCCAACCAAUCACAUGCAGCUCAUCCCUCAGUUUGGAGGGAGGGUGAAGGCGGUCGUUUGUCCGGAUCAACAGUCCGAAUGUCCCGAUGACACCACGUGCUGCCAGCUUCCUGACGGCUCCUGGGGCUGCUGUCCGUUACCCAAGGCGGUGUGUUGUGAGGAUAAGCGUCACUGUUGCCCCGAGGGAUCCCGGUGUGAUAUUGCCCACUCGAAGUGUGUGUCUGGCGCACUCGAAUCCUUCCCCAUGCUGCAGAAACUGCCUGCUAAAAGGAUUGAGAGUAAACCAGCUUCUGCUUCAGUGAAGUGUCCUGGUGGGAAGAGCAGCUGUCCAGAAAGUUAUACGUGCUGCCUGUUAACCAGCGGAGACUACGGCUGCUGCCCGUACCCAGAGGCCACGUGCUGCAGCGACCAUCUCCAUUGUUGCCCUAGCAACACAAAAUGUGACCUGGAGCAUUUAGCCUGCAAGUCUGGUGAGAGCCACAUGCCGCUAAUGAAGAAGAUCCCUGCUGCACUCAGUGACAUUGUGUGUCCAGAUAAGGAAUCAGUCUGUCCUGAUCAGACCACAUGCUGCCAGAUGACCAAUGGAACAUACGGCUGCUGUCCUCUGCCCAACGCUGUCUGUUGUGCAGAUCACAUCCACUGCUGCCCUGCGUACACCACAUGUGACCUGUCCCACAGCACCUGUAUGUCCACUCAGGGAAACACUCCCACGUCCAUGAAGACACUCGCUGCUGCAGAUCCAGUGGCAGUGCAGAGCAAAGUCUGGGCUGUUCCCUGCAAUGACUCGGUGGCCUGCGCCGAUGGAAGCACCUGCUGUAAAUCCUCAAAAGGAGAAUGGGCCUGUUGUCCUUUACCCAAGGCUGUGUGUUGUAAGGACCACCUGCACUGCUGUCCCCACGGCACCGUCUGUAACCUGGCAGCCUCCACCUGUGAUGAUCCGUCAGGUGGAGCCACGAUGCCCCUUCUUCCCAAAACGCCCGUCUUCCCCAUACUGGAGGAAAAUAGCAAAUGUGACGGGUCUACAUCAUGUCCUGGAGAAGCCACCUGCUGUAAGACGGCGAGCGGAGACUGGGCCUGUUGUCCUCUGCCUCAGGCUGUCUGCUGUGACGAUCACAAACACUGCUGCCCUCACGCUACAGUCUGCAACCUGGAGGCUGAAACCUGCGAUGACCCGUCUGGUCUGUCACUGCCGCUCCCCUGGCUGAAGAAGGGCCCCUCUCUGACCUCGGAGGUGCAGGACGAGAAAUGCGACAAGCAGACUAUGUGUCCGGGAGGCACCACCUGCUGUAAGAAAAACUCCGGACAGUGGGCCUGCUGCCCCUUACCUCAGGCCGUGUGCUGUAACGAUCAGGAACACUGCUGCCCCAAAGGCUACAGGUGCAACAUGGCGGAGCAGACCUGUGACAAGCCCGGCGACCUGAGUCUGCCUUGGCUGCAGAAGGAGCCGGCCUGGCAGAAGGAGCCCAGCCAGACCGUCUCCAUUCAGGCUCGGCCGGACAAGAACAUGUGUGACACUCAGACCAGCUGUCCCAGAGACACAACCUGCUGCUUCAUGGAAACCACCAAGAAAUGGGGCUGCUGCCCUCUGCCAAAGGCAGUAUGUUGCAUAGAUGGAGACCACUGCUGCCCCAGCGACCACACCUGUGAGCCCCACCGGUCUUCCUGCUCCAGGGGUCCUCAUGUGAUACCAUGGUUCACCAAACUGAGCGCUCAGACCGAGGCAGGGGCCGUGACAGAUGUUAAAUGUGACAACAAGAGCAGCUGUCCUGCAGGAACGACCUGCUGUAAGCUGCAGACCGGAGAGUGGGGCUGCUGCCCGCUGGUCAAGGCGGUUUGUUGUGCCGACCAUGAGCACUGCUGUCCUCAGGGCUACACAUGCAACAUGCAGACGGGAACAUGCGAGAAGACAGCUUCUGAUCUGCUCCUGCAUGCGCUUCCUCAGAGUAAAGUGGUACGGUCCGAGCUGAGAGACACGGGGGACGAUGUGGACGUGCCGUGUGACGGCACGGGGAAAUUCCACUGUCCCAAACACGACACCUGCUGUAAGAUCUCCACCACCGAGUGGAGCUGCUGCCCCUCCCCCGGGGCUGUCUGCUGCGAUGACUCCAAACACUGCUGUCCUUCUGGAUACUCGUGUGACCUGGAAGCCGGAGGAUGCACCCUCCAGACCCAGCUCACCUGGGACACUUUUUUGGGGGACAGAAAGAAAGACUUUGUCCCACAUGGACUUUAAUUCCACCGAGGUGGGGUAAUGAUCUGCGACCUUGAAUCCAUCUACAGCUCGUGUCGUCUCUCUGCAGAACGGCUUUUUCUCAAAGGCGUGUUGCACUUUGCGGACGUGCGUUUGCCACAUUUUUAUCUAUUUUGUUUUUGUUUUUUAGAAAUUUUCUGUUUAUAAGUGUGGAAAUAGGAAAUGGGUGCACACCAUAGUCGCAUCCAGAAGGAAACACUUAACAGAAAGAUCAUUGUAUGGCUUCACAGCUUUAUUUAAACAUGUGCAGGAGCCUUUUUUCUGCUCCUCAUGGUUGUAUCUGCUGCAGAGUGGCCCGUAUUUCCCUUUAAUCCAGGGCUCUUCAGCUCCCUGCAGCUGUGCUGCAGGCUUUAAAUGCUUAUCUGCUCCAACACAGCCGUUGAGGCAGGAAAAUAUCUAAAACCUGCAGGACAGGUCCUCGAGGACUGGAGUUGACGAGUCCUGCUUCAAGUGGUUGUUUUGAGCCACAUUAAGGGGAAAUAAAGCUGAAUUAUCCUGUUUUUCCCCGCGAUUGAUUCGAGACGAUUUCACAGCUGAUUUAACACAGCUGGUUCCAUUCAAAUCAAAUCACGAAAAGCAACUGUUAUUCAAAUCUAAUUUUAGUUUUAGCUCAGUCAGACAAUAAAAUGAGAAACAAUCUGUUGUUUGGCAACAACCAAACAAAACAAGCACCUCCGCAUGUCCUUGCAAAUUAUUCCUGCAUUAAUGUUUGGUCCAUAUUUUCAGUUUGAAUCGUUAUUAUUGGCUCAUUGAACUUUGAAUCGAUGUGUUGAUGUUGCACUCCUACAAACCUAAAACCAGCUGACUCCAUGUUUUUGUGGGUUUUUUACUGUACAACGUGGCUGCACUCGCCGUUCUGCCUGGAAGGAGACCAGCAUGAAUGUACUUCCUGCCUUACUGAGCAACGUUCCACAGAAACAAACAUGAGGCUGGAUGACGAACCCAGAGCCUGGAGUUUAUCCUCAUUAUUUCAUUUAGUCAAACCGGUGUGAGGCGAUGAGUCCACCCAGACCAGACUGUUUAUAUGAUGCUUGUUUUCUUGAUUGAUAGCUGAGUGUUUAAAUAAUAAAACAAUGUGAGAGUGGAAA
Melanotaenia boesemani (Boeseman's rainbowfish) is the source of this 3801-nucleotide messenger RNA. It is a transcript of the gene grnb, whose product is annotated as granulin b. NCBI's taxonomy places the organism in Eukaryota, Metazoa, Chordata, Actinopteri, Atheriniformes, Melanotaeniidae. The transcript is spliced from 17 exons. Bases 206 to 2695 code for a protein of 829 amino acids. The record is from RefSeq and is a predicted model, not a curated record. Gene Ontology annotation, cellular component: extracellular region.